CGGGGCCGCGCCUGGCGGCGGGAGCGCGCUCGGCAGCGGGAGCCGCGAUCCCGGCGGGACACGGCCGCGCCGGCCAUGGAGCCCUCGCCCAAAGACGGCGAGAGCGCGGCGGCCACCGAGCCCAGCCGGAGCGGCACGGCCCCGUCCAGCGGCGUGGUGGUGCAGGUCCGGGAGAAGAAGGGCCCCCUGCGCGCCGCCAUCCCCUACAUGCCCUUCCCCGUGGCCGUCAUCUGCCUCUUCCUCAACACCUUCGUGCCGGGGCUGGGAACGUUCGUGUCGGCGUUCACCGUGCUCUGCGGGGCCCGCACCGACCUCCCGGAGCGGCACAUGUGCUGCGUCUUCUGGCUCAACAUCGCCGCCGCCCUCAUCCAGAUCCUCACGGCCAUCGUCAUGGUGGGCUGGAUCAUGAGCAUAUUCUGGGGCAUGGACAUGGUCAUUCUUGCAAUCUCACAAGGCUACAAGGAGCAGGGGAUCCCACAGCAGCUGUAGUGGCUGGGACAAGUGUGGUCAGAGAAACACGGCGAGAGAUUUCCUUUGGCAGCCGUGGGCCACGGACCUUUUCAUUACCCUUUGUCUCUCUUCUUGUCCCCUUUGUUUUGUCUCCUUGUGUCUGCCCGGUCCCCGUGCCCGUCCAGCGGAGCGGAGAUGCAGAGCAGCCGGCGCAGACUUGCACUGAGGCCCGCGAGCAGCGGAGAUGAGGCAAGCACGGCUUGGCUUGGACUGGUCCCGGCCGACGAGGAGGACGAGGGUGCCAGGACAAGGAAACAGCCUUGGCAAAGGUGGCACCUGAGCAGGCAGCUGAACCAAGGGAGGGGGAGAUCCUGCCUUCUCUCUGCUCCCACGGGGAGGUCGCUGAAGAUGUUUUGCCUCCUUUUUAUGCUCGCUGUUAAAGGACGCUGGCUGUGAACAUCAAAUGCCAAGGAGCUGUUCAUAGAUAUACGUACAGGAUGUAAAAGCAAACCAGUGGUACUUUCUUCCUGCCCCAAGAUUCCAUCUGUAACUGUUUUGCAGUAGUGGGGGGUCCAACCCAGCCCCCUCUGCUGCCUGUGUAUAUAUGAUGUUCACUGAAGCUCUGUCCCCGCAGAUGUCUUGAGAAACGUGCUUGCUGUAAAUCGUAUUGUACCGCUGAAGUGACCGGGGCCACCCACUGCUUCCAUCCGCUGCCACCAUGCAAAGACUAGAGCUCCCACCAGCCCAGGGGACACUUCUCCUAGCACAGGACUAGUGUCCUGCAGCACCUUGCCUCUAGGGCAGCAAGUACUGCCAAAAGCCUCUCCAGUAUAAAACAAUACUGGGGGAGCCAAAGAACAAGAGCUUUCCUGCCCCUGAAAGGGACUUGCUGGCAGUGUCUCCAUGCUUUGGAAAUGGAUCCCCUUUGAGCACGGCGAGUGCUCCUGGCUGAAGCAGCAUCCCAGCUCUGCUUGCCCAGGGUAAAAUUAACCACCCAGCGCUUUCACACCUCCUUCCGAAGCACUGCAGAGGGGACAACACCUCCACCUCCCUCCUGUGGGAGCUGUGACCAGCUGCAAACCAGCACAGCCAGAGGGCACAGCCAGAGCCCCUCCUCUGGUCCGAAGUGCAUGGCCCCCAGCUAUCCCAGCACCAUCAGCUGCUUUGUAAAUGUAGAUGUUUGACAUGCGAGUUUUACAGCUAAAGAGUGAUCGUGGGUCAUGAAGAAUAAAUGCAGUUGCUUCACCCCCAUCUGCCAGCAACACAGAAUUUUUCUGCUGCUCCUUUCUGAUUGGGAAAAGCAGGUUUCUCAAAAAAACAAACAAACAAAACAAAACAACAACAACAAAAAAACCAAAACAAAACUACCAAAAAAGGGCUUUAAUGAAAUAGCUUCUUGGUACUUGAA
Messenger RNA from Motacilla alba alba, 1858 nucleotides. RefSeq names its product stum, mechanosensory transduction mediator homolog (gene STUM). The coding region runs from base 76 to 489 and encodes 137 amino acids. The transcript is spliced from 5 exons. The record is from RefSeq and is a predicted model, not a curated record. Lineage: Eukaryota; Metazoa; Chordata; Aves; Passeriformes; Motacillidae.